Dama dama (fallow deer) is the source of this 5920-nucleotide messenger RNA. It is a transcript of the gene MAP3K6, whose product is annotated as mitogen-activated protein kinase kinase kinase 6. The transcript has 29 exons. The record is from RefSeq and is a predicted model, not a curated record. Lineage: Eukaryota; Metazoa; Chordata; Mammalia; Artiodactyla; Cervidae. Gene Ontology annotation, molecular function: MAP kinase kinase kinase activity; ATP binding. Gene Ontology annotation, biological process: MAPK cascade; cellular response to stress; protein phosphorylation. Bases 1885 to 5826 code for a protein of 1313 amino acids.
AUUAAAUGGUGCUUCGCUAGGGCACCCUGGUAGCCAGCACCCUUAUCUCUAUCACACAGCUUCCGGACUCUCGGUGGUUGUUCAGUUGCUCAGUUGUGUUCGACUCUUCAUGACCCCAUGGACUGCAGCAUGUCAGGCUUCCCUGACUUUCACUGUCUCCCAGAGUUUGCUCAAACUCAUGCCCAUUGAGUUGAAGAUGCCAUCCAACCAUCUCAUCCCUGCUCCUCUUACUAUUUAUUAAAAAAUAAAAUCAUUUUUACUCUUUCCCGACUGGCAGACCUCUUCCAGUUACUGGGAAAAACUCAAGAGGGCAGAGCAGGGACACAGGUUUCAGUUCCAUUCAAGGAAGAUCUUCCUUCCAGUCAGGAAGAUUGACAAGUUGACCUCAAAAGGUGGUGAGGCUUCCGUCCCUAGAGGUUUGCAAGUCGAGGCCAGAGGAGCAUGGAGUAGCAGACAUGGAAGAAUUCAAGCAUCCACUGACAAUAUUCUUGGGUUCCCUGGGUCCUACAAGUGGAUGGUUUCGUGGUGGGAAUUGCACCGGCAUCUCACCGGCUCUGUUGUAAGUCACAUUUUCAUCCUCUGCUACUUCCUGCCUGUUCCAUUAGGGGUUAGUUCGAACUCAGUCAAAACAAGGCAGGCACAUUUUUCUCCCAUGGGGCAACAGGGCAGUGAGACAGCAGUUCCUGAGCUGGCAUUUAAGUAGUUAGAUAAUUUGCCAGAGUCACAUUCAAGAAAGUGUUAGAACAAUAGUUAAGAGUCUAUCUCUGAGUCUGACAGGGAGUCCUGGGCUUGCAUCCUGCUUUGUUAUGUAGCUGAGUGAUCUUGGACAAGUUACUCAACUUCAGAGUUCCCAGUUCCUGAUUUCAGAGUCCACUGAUGUUUAUGCCAGGCUGUGGCCUCACUAAUUCCCACUAGAAGGUUAGGGAUUCUUGGGAAUUGGAGCUGGGAAGCCAUUGUAACCCAAGGGCUGGGGUUCCUGGGGUUCUCCAGGGAGAUGGAGAAACGCUUGCAUGAAGAUUCUUCUCAGGUUUCAUGGUCAUGUCCUGGGUGGAGGUCAGGGGUCAGAAGGGCUCCAAAGCAGAUUGAGUUCCGGGGAAAGCAGCCCCCUGGCAAAAAAGGCAAAGGACCCAGCUCUGAUGCCAAGUCCCAUGCUCCUGACAGGCUGGGGAGCAGGCUUCCCCAGUCCAGUCCCUCCCAGCCUGCCUACCAAGGACGCCGAGGGACGGGCUCUCUCCGCCGUGUUUGUUCUACACACCCUGACAUCUCUGAAGAUCCCUUCUUCCAAAAGAUCCCCGCAGGGCAGGGCCUGCAAUGCGCUUGGGUCUUAGCUCUGGCCUGGGCACCCAUCUCACGAGUGCCUGCUCUGAGCAGUCCACAGUGGUUGGCUGCCCAGUGGCAGAGGCUGUUCCGGAAGCGGCCUGUCUCAGAGGUUCUGGCGGGAGCGGAGGGAGGGAAGAGGCAGUGUCCCGGGCCGCUAGGGAGCGGUGCUGCCCCAAGGCCGAGGGUGGAGCUUUCCCGGUCGGCCGGGAAAGGGCUGGGCCCGGCCUACAUGUGGGGGCAGGAGACAGCGACGGCCGGCGUUUCGCGGCGGAUCCUGGGUGGUGGGUACUGCUGGCCCGAUGCCUGGGGCCUUCCACGUGACUCUGAACUGCGGAUCACUGGAUGCCCAAGAUUCCCAGGACCCAAUCCCCGAAGUCAGAUCUUCAGGACCUUGCAAGUCAGAGUCCGGAUUUUCGCCCUGCACACCAGAUUCCCAAACGGGACCUCUGGCCAGACUCCUGACCUCCAGAUCCCGCAGGAAAUUCUCGAUCCCGGAAUCUGUUCUCCGCUCCCGUCCCACCCCGGGUGCCCAAAGUCCGGCGCCCGACACCCGAGCGCCCCCGUAUGGCGGGGCCGAGCCCGCGGUCCGGAGCCCUGGAGCGCGCCGGCAGCUGCUGGCAGGACCCGCUGGCCGAGGCGCUGAGCCGGGGCCGGCCGCUCGCGGCGUCCCCGGGUCGGGGCUGUGCGCGAAGCCGGCCGCUCAGCGUGGUCUACGUGCUGACCCGGGAGCCGCUGCCCGAGGCAGAACCCGAGACGGGAGCCGAGGCGGAGCCGCUGCCUCUGCGCUGCCUGCGUGAGGCCUGCGCGCAGCUCCCCGGACCGCGGCCGCGACCUCAGUUGCGCAGCCUGCCUUUUGGAACCCUGGCGCUGGGAGACACCGCAGCGCUCGAUUCGUUCUACAACGCGGACGUGGUGGUGCUUGAGGUGAGCAGCUCCCUGGCGCAGCCCUCCCUCUUCUACCACCUGGGUGUGAGGGAGAGCUUCAGCAUGACCAACAACGUGCUCCUCUGCUCCCAGGCCGACCUCCCUGACCUGCAGGCCCUGCGGGAGGACAUUUUCCAGAAGAACUCGGAUUCCAUUGGCAGCUACACGCUGAUCCCCUAUGUGGUGACAGCCACCGGUCGGGUGCUGUGUGGCGAUGCAGGCCUCCUGAGGGGCCUGGCUGACGGGCUGCUCCAGGCUGGGGUGGGCACAGAGGCCCUGCUCACACCCCUGGUGGGUCGGCUGGCCCGCCUGCUGGAGGCCACGCCCACGGACUCUUGUGGCUACUUCCGGGAGACCAUUCGGCAGGACAUCCGGAGGGCACGGGAGAGGUUCAGCGGGCAGCAGCUGCGGCAGGAGCUGGCUCGCCUGCAGCGGAGACUGGACAGCGUGGAGCUGCUGAGCCCCGACAUCAUCAUGAACCUGCUGCUCUCCUACCGGGACGUGCAGGACUACUCAGCCAUCAUUGACCUGGUGGAGACCCUGCAGGCCUUGCCCACCUGUGAUGUGGCCGAGCAGCAUAAUGUCUGCUUCCACUACACCUUUGCCCUCAACCGGAGGAACAGGCCUGGGGACCGGGAGAAGGCACUGGCCGUGCUGCUGCCACUGGUACAGGUGGAGGGCCCGGUGGCACCUGACCUGUACUGCAUGUGUGGCCGUAUCUACAAGGACAUGUUCUUCAGCUCUGGCUUCCAGGAUGCUGGGCACCGGGAGCAGGCCUAUCACUGGUACCGCAAGGCCUUUGACAUAGAGCCCAGCCUCCACUCAGGCAUCAACGCUGCUGUGCUCCUCAUUGCCGACGGGCAGCGCUUUGAGGACUCCGAGGAGCUCCGGCUCAUAGGCAUGAAGCUGGGCUGCCUGCUGGCCCGAAAAGGCUGCGUGGAGAAGAUGCAGUAUUACUGGGAUGUAGGCUUCUACCUGGGAGCUCAGAUCCUCGCCAAUGACCUCACUCAGGUGGCACUGGCCGCAGAGCAGCUGUACAAGCUCAACGCCCCCAUAUGGUACCUGGUGUCCGUGAUGGAAACCUUCCUGUUGUAUCAGCACUUCAGACCCACACUAGAGCUUCCUGGAGAAGCCCCCCAUGGCGCCCACUUCUGGCUCCACUUCUUGCUACAGUCCUGCCAGCCACUCAAGACGGCUUGUCCCCAAGGGGACCAGUGCUUGGUGCUGGUCCUGGAGAUGAAUAAGGUGCUGCUGCCGGCCAGGCUGGAGGUUCAGGGUACAAACCCAGUGAGCGCGGUGACCCUGAGCCUGCUGGAGCCCAAGAAGCAGGUGAAGUCGCCGGACGUUCCCUCCAGCUGGACCUUCCUGGUGGCCUCCAUCAGCGGCGUCAGCGUCUCGAAGCGGGAUGAACGCUGCUGCUUCCUCUACGCGCCUCCUCCCGCUCAGGACGUCCAGCUGUGCUUCCCCAGCGCCGGACACUGCCAGUGGUUCUGCGGCCUGAUCCAGGCCUUGGUAAAGAGUCCGGAUUCCGGGGCGCCCGCAGAGGAGACGGAGGGCGUUGGGGAGGUGUUGGAGUUUGAUUACGAGUUCACGGAGUCGGGCGAGCGGCUGGUGCUGGGCAAGGGCACGUACGGGGUGGUGUACGCGGGCCGCGAUCGGCACACUCGCGUGCGCAUCGCCAUCAAGGAGAUCCCGGAGCGGGACAGCAGGUUCUCUCAGCCGCUGCAUGAAGAGAUAGCUCUGCACAAACGCCUACGCCACAAGAACAUCGUGCGCUAUCUGGGCUCCGUCAGCCAGGGCGGCUACCUCAAGAUUUUCAUGGAGGAAGUGCCUGGAGGCAGCCUGUCCUCCUUGCUGCGGUCAGUGUGGGGACCCCUGCAGGACAACGAGAGCACCAUCAGUUUCUACACCCGCCAGAUCCUGCAGGGACUCAGCUACCUGCACGACAACCACAUUGUGCAUCGAGAUAUCAAGGGGGACAACGUGCUGAUCAACACCUUCAGCGGGUUGCUCAAGAUUUCUGACUUUGGCACCUCCAAGCGACUAGCAGGCAUCACACCCUGCACUGAGACCUUCACAGGGACCCUACAGUAUAUGGCCCCAGAAAUCAUUGACCAGGGCCCACGAGGUUAUGGGAAGGCAGCAGACAUCUGGUCACUGGGCUGCACAGUCAUCGAGAUGGCCACAGGUCGCCCGCCCUUCCACGAGCUAGGGAGCCCGCAGGCUGCCAUGUUUCAGGUGGGCAUGUACAAGGUGCAUCCGCCAAUGCCCAGUUCUCUGUCAGCUGAGGCUCAAGCCUUCCUCCUCCGAACUUUUGAGCCCGACCCCCGCCUCCGAGCCAGUGCUCAAGCGCUGCUGGCGGACCCCUUCCUGCAGCCUGGGAAGAGGAGCCGCAGCCCUGGCUCCCCCAGACAGGCUCUAAGGUCCUCAGAGGCGCCAUCCGCCAGCCCUGCUCCUUCAGCGGACUCCACCUCGCAGUCCCAGACAUUCCCCCGCCCUCAGGCACCCUCUCAGCACCCUCCCAGUCCCCCUAAGCGCUGCCUCAGUUAUGGGGACGCCAGCCAGCUCCGGGUGCCCGAGGAGCCUGGGGCUGAUGAGCCCGCGUCCCCUGAGGAGAGUUCGGGGCUGAGCCUCCUGCAUCAAGAGAGUAGGCGCCGGGCCACGCUGGCCACGGUACUGGAGCAGGAGCUGCCGGCCCUGGCGGAGAGCCUGCGCCUGGAGCAGGAACAGGGUCCCCGUCUGGAGAGGAGUCAUGUGGAACAGCUACUGCUCUGCCUCAGGGCGCACAUCCACACUCCCAACCGUCGGCAGCUGGCCCAGGAGCUGCGGGGACUGCAAGAGCAGCUUCGGGCUCAAGGCCUUGAGCCCGAGCUUCUGCAAGGACCACUCUUCGCCUUCCCGGAUGCGGUGAAGCAUGUCCUCCGCAGGCGCCAGAUCCGCCCACACUGGAUGUUCGUCUUGGACUCGCUGCUCAGCCGCGCUGUGCGGGCAGCCCUGGCCGUGCUGGCCCCAGAGGCGGAGAAGGAGGCGGUCCCACCGAAGUCGGAAGAGGCCAAUAACACAGAGGAGUCCGAGCCCAAGCAGCAGGAGACCCCAGCCGAGCGGAGCCCUCUCCUGGGGGAACCGGAGCAGGGCACCCCUUCUCUGAUGGUGCAGCUGGGCCUCUUGCGAGCAGAGACCGAUAGGCUUCGAGAUGUUCUGGCUGAGAAGGAAAGGGAAUGCCAGGCCUUGGUGCAACUGGCCCUCCAGCGGGUCAAUGGGGAGGCCAGGACCUGUGCCCUGGCUUCAGACCCCCCAGCAGCUCUCACGGUGGACCAGGGCCUGGUGCAGUGGCUACAGGAACUGAAUGUGGAUUCAGGCACCAUCCAGACGCUACUGAACCACAGCUUCACCCUCCAUGCCUUACUGACCUGUGCCACUAGAGAUGACCUCAUCUACACACGCAUCAGGAGGCUGAAUGAGGACAUCCGAGGCAGGAGGCCAGACCCAAGGAUGGAUGAAUGGAGGAAACACAAGAGGCUUCUGACAUACCUGCCCCAGGACCCAGUGGCAACUGGAGGAGGCCAGGUGGGUGGGGGGUAGGGUAGGGGCCAGGCCUCUAGCCCCAGUGGGGAGAACCAAUCACAGAUGUGCCUCAAGCUCACGAGGGCCACCAGGCAAAGACUAUUAAACAAUA